Alligator sinensis (Chinese alligator) is the source of this 4740-nucleotide messenger RNA. It is a transcript of the gene SEMA3G, whose product is annotated as semaphorin 3G. Gene Ontology annotation, biological process: negative regulation of axon extension involved in axon guidance; axon guidance; neural crest cell migration. Bases 192 to 2531 code for a protein of 779 amino acids. Gene Ontology annotation, molecular function: chemorepellent activity; semaphorin receptor binding. The transcript is spliced from 16 exons. Lineage: Eukaryota; Metazoa; Chordata; Crocodylia; Alligatoridae. The record is from RefSeq and is a predicted model, not a curated record.
GAGCCAGUUCCUUGUGGCAGGCGGGGGGAGAGGCAGGGUGGGAAGGCUGCCUGAGCACACGCCGGCCAGCUGGGACCUCCACAGCUGUCCCUGGAAGGAGUGCCUGGAAGGAGUGCCGGAGGAAGCCCAUUGACUCACAGUACACGGAGCAUCCUGUGGCAGACUUGGAAGGAAGAGCCAGGCAGCAGGCCAUGCAUGUCAGACACUUCUUCCAUGCCCUGGCAGCCUGGUGGCUCUGUGGGACUCUCUUGGCCAGCUGUGAGGACACCAAGACCAACAUGCCCCGACUCCGCCUGUCUUACAAAGAUCUCUUGGCUGCUAACCGAUCAAGUGUGUUCUUUGGCCACCGGGGGUUCCUGGAUUUCCGCUCCCUGUACCUGGAUGAAUACCGUGAUCGGCUCUUCAUUGGUGGAAAAGAUGCACUGUACUCCCUGCGCCUGGAUCAGAGCAGCACAGAUGCCAAGGAGAUUUACUGGCCACCUCUCCCUGGGCAGAAGGAGGAAUGUGUUCGGAAGGGGAAGGACCCAAUGACUGAAUGUGCCAACUACAUCCGCACUCUUCAUCCUUUCAACCGGACACACCUGCUUGCCUGUGGCACAGGAGCCUUCCACCCAGUCUGUGCCUUCAUCUAUGUGGGACAUCGCGGGGAGCACAUGUUAAGCCUGGAUCCCACAAGUGUGGAGAAUGGGCGAGGCAAGUGUCCACAUGAGCCCAACAGGGCAUUUGCAAGCACCUUUACAGGUGGAGAGCUGUAUACAGGUCUCACGGCAGACUUCCUGGGCCGGGACUCGGUGAUCUUCCGCAGCACGGGGACCCGCUCUGCUCUGCGCACUGAGAUGGAUCAGCAGCUGCUCAAUGACCCAAAGUUUGUGGCUGCCUACUUGAUCCCUGACAAUGAUGACCGGGACAAUGACAAGGUCUACUUCUUCUUCACCGAGAAGGUGGCAGAGUCGGAUGGCAAAGGCCGUGCCAUCUUUAGCCGCAUUGGGCGAGUCUGUGUGAAUGAUGCAGGGGGCCAGAGAGUCCUGGUCAACAAGUGGAGCACCUUCAACAAAGCCCGGCUGGUGUGCUCUGUUCCAGGUCCUGACGGGAUAGACACCUACUUUGACGAUCUGGAGGACAUCUUCCUACUGUGGACCAAAGAGGGGAAGAGCCCAGAGAUCUAUGCUCUCUUCAGCACCAUCAGCAAUGUGUUCCAAGGCUUCGCCAUCUGUGUGUAUCGCAUGGCAGACAUCUGGGAGGUCUUCAAUGGGCCCUUUGCCCAUAAGGAUGGCCCUGAUCAUCAGUGGGCUGCCUAUGAGGGCAAGGUGCCAUACCCCAGGCCUGGAGUUUGUCCCAGCAAGACCACCAACCAGCCCCGCCGGCAGUAUGGCACCACCAAGGACUACCCUGAUGAGGUGCUGCACUUUGCCCGUGCUCACCCUCUGAUGUACAAGCCUGUGUAUCCAGUGCACCGCCAGCCUGUGCUGGUGAAAACCAACCUGCAACAACGGCUGCGUCAGAUCGUGGUGGAUCGGGUGGAAGCAGAGGAUGGGCAGUAUGAUGUCAUGUUCCUGGGGACAGAUGCUGGCUCCAUUCUGAAGGUCAUAGCCCUGCAGAAGGGAAACUUUGCAGCUGCUGAAGAAGUCAUUCUGGAGGAGCUGCAGGUUUUUAAGGCUCCUACUCCCAUUACUGACAUGGAAAUCUCUGUCAAACGACAAAUGCUCUACGUGGGCUCCCGCCUGGGGGUGGCUCAGGUGAAGCUGCACCAGUGCGAGACCUAUGGCACAGCCUGUGCUGAGUGCUGCCUGGCACGGGACCCAUACUGUGCCUGGGAUGGUGUCUCCUGCACCCGCUACCAGCCAGCGGGCAAGCGCCGAUUCCGCCGCCAGGAUAUCCGUAACGGGAACCCUAUGCACCAGUGCCUGGAUCAGAACCUGACCCUGGAUGAUUUUGACAGUGCUGAGGAGAAGCUGGUCUAUGGGACAGAGCACAACAGCACCUUCCUGGAGUGUGUCCCCAAGUCACCCCAAGCAACCGUGCAGUGGUUCGUGCAGAGGCCCCAGGAUGAGCAAAGGGAUGAGGAUUUCUUGCAGGUGAAGACUGAUGAAAGGAUCCUGAAGACAGAGCAGGGGCUGCUGUUCCGGAAGCUGUACCGCCAGGACGCUGGCACCUACUACUGCAAAACUCUGGAGCACGGCUUCACCCAGACCAUCACCAAGAUUGCGCUGGAGGUGAUCGAGAGUGAGCAGCUGGAGCAUGUCUUCCAGCGGGAGGAUGAGCCAGUACGCCCGCCCUGCCUGGUGCCAGAGCCACGUCUGCCACAUGGGCAGAGGGCAUGGUUCAAGGACAUAAUGCACCUUAUUGGCUAUGCCAAUCUGCAGCGGGUAGAAGAGUACUGCGAGCGGGUGUGGUGCAGCGACCGGCAGCGCCGCAAGGGCAAGCUCUCCAAGGGCAAAAAUGCACUUGUCAUCCCAGACACCACCAAGAAAGGAAGGAGCAAGCAGCACAGUGAGAGGAACCGCAUGCCCAGGCAGGCUGUGGCCACAUAAGAGUUUUUAGGGAAGGGGUGGGGGGUGGGACAUGGGACUGGGGUGACCAGUGUGGAACAUCCCCUCCCCAUAAACGAGGAUCAGCCCACCCGGGAGUGGUGUCCAGGCUGUUCUGACAACAGGACUCGCCAAGCCAGCAUGACUGGGCCUGGAGACAUCAGCCCCCAGAGGCCCAUGGCAACUGCUUGCCACCUUCAUCUCCAGCACCAAAGGCAGCUUGGGGAGCCUCCUCUGACCACCGAGCAUGCAUUCCCCACCCUGCUCCGCCAUGCCUCCUGCUUGGCAGCACCUUGCUUCCGACCUGGUUGUAGGUGCAUGGAAGGUCCUAGUGGUAUUCAUCACAACAGUGGGAAGUCCCUGGCUAUCUGAGCACAUCCCCCAAGAUAGAGGGCUGCCCCUGAGAGACAUGAUGCUCAGGAGGACGGUGUGGCAGAACAAAGCAAAAUGGACAGGCGGAAAACGUGGUGGACAGUGCACGUGGGGCUGAGAGAGAAGCAGCGUUGUUUCUAAUGGACAGAGCAAUGGACUGGGACUCUGGUAACCUGUGUUCUCUACUGCUGGCCUCUUGGGUGACCUUGAGCAAGUCACUUCCCGUCUUUGUGCCUCAGUUUUCCCAUCUGUAAAAUGUGGAUAAUGCUCUUGACCUCUUUUGUAAAGUACUUUGAGACCUGCUGGUGGCAAGCAUUGUAUAAGAGUGCAGUACUGUUCUUGUGGUGGUUCAUUGAGGUAGGCUGCUAUUGCUGAUGAGAGGGAAGGGAAGAGCCCUGCUGGGUGCACAGUGCUGGGAUGGCCUGUGGGGUCAGAACAGAGCUUCUGCCAGGGUUGGGACAGACCGGCUGGGCUCCCUCAAGCAGUGCAGCACAGCCUGUUCCUGAACAACCAGCAGGUGAAUCACUUUGCAGUAGGGUGUGGUUUCCUGCUCUGAAGUCUCCCAUGACGCAGUGCGAGCUGGGGAGAAGGUAUCACCAGGCAGCUAUGGACAUUACGGGCCUUCCAUGGGAACUUUGUUGACCUCUCUGCUCCGCUGUGGCACUGGCAGAAUGGAGGUCCCAGGCAUUAGCUUUGCAUGUGGCCUGCUGCCACGUUUAUCCAGCCCUGGACCCCACUCCUGCACGGUGUCAUGGCAACAGUCACCCAGGUACAGGACCCCCCCCACACACACAUAUACACACGGUGUCAUGGCAACAGUCACGCAGCCACAGAACCUCCCUCUUGUUCAGGUGAGCAUGGACCUCCCUCCCCCCACACACACAGCAUCAUGGCAGCCUUCAUCCUGCCGAGGAACCCCCUCCUGCUUGGUGUCACAGCAACAGGCGCCCGACUACGGGAUGUUCAGGACCUGUGACCUGGAGCUGAAAGGCUCUGUCUGUCUCCGCUGAUCCCCUGGGCUCAGCGCUCUCCCUCUCCUCAGCCGACUCACUUAACCUAGUGCCUGCUGAAUGAAAUCCAUCAGCUUUCUGAACAAAUAAACCAACCCUCGCUCUGGGGGCUGGGGCUUGGAGUCAGUUCUCUCUUUGUUUUUGCUGCCGGGGAGGGGGGUAGCAGGGAUGAUGAAAGGUCUCUCAGUGAGCGCUGCUUGCCAUUAAUAGCUGUUUCCAAAACACGUUUCCAGCUGGGCUCUGGGGCUGAAGCUGAUUGAGUUUUUCCAAACCUAUAGAGGACAAUGUAGGUUUUCAUCAGAGAAGGCAGCAGAAAUCAAAGGGCCAGCAUUCAAUCCCCAGUGGUUUUUUCCUUUGGGAUCACUCAGGAAUAAUGUAGCCAGUCUCCACCCAAAACAGACUACUUGCCCUCAUCUGCCCUCCAGCCCUUCUGAUACACUCAGCCAGUUCAUGCCUUGAGGGGAGGAGGGGAGUAUAUCACAUGCUCUGUACUGCAGCUACGUAUUUACUACCACCCCUGGCUGGGUGGAAAUCAUAGCUUCAGACUCUUUGCUACAGCUGAGAUCCAAUCAACACAGCAGAGAGGGGGAGCCAGGCAGGCAGUGCUAGAAAUUCUCUGCUUGGCAAGGCCCUGGUGCCUAUUAGAGCAGCAGAGGAGCUACUCCGUUUGCCACCUAUGUGAUGGGCUUUCUUGCAUACCUACCAGCCUCCAGCUUCUUUACUAUUCAUUCCAUCCAGGAAGAGCACACGCCAACUACAGAUGCUUCCUCAGCCUGACGAAGGGUAUUUAUACCCGAAAGCUUGCAAAGAAGAAUUUUUCCAACUAUUUG